AUGUUCAGCAACAGAAGACCACGACCGUCAGAUAGCUUUUCAUCACGAUACGGAACCAGUAAAUCCACCAAGCCGAAGUCUUCAUUUCGGGAGCACUCCAUCACUCGAGGCAUCCACAGGUCGGAAUCUAUGAGGUCUACCAGAAGAGAACACAGCAGUCACACAAGUCCACCAGUCGGCAGCACUCUUACCUCUGCCAUCAUCACCAUCUGCGUCGGCCCUGAGCAGAGACUCUUUGCCAGUCAUGAAGAAGUCCUCUGUCGAUCCCCUUAUUUCGAAGCUGCUUGCAGAGGCCAAUUCUUCGACAACAAUGCAAGAAGAAUCAAUUUACCUGACGAACAGCCAGAGAUUCUGUCUGCUGUUCUCGAAUACCUCUACAAAGGAGAUUACUUCCCAAAGCUGGUUCACAAUAAGAGAAAAGAUACUUGGGAAUUAGAAGACGACGCGAAUACUACAAUCUAUCAUCAUGCUGCCAGACAGACUCUUAUGAGAGACACCGUCAUCUACUGCUCGGCUGAGCGAUAUGGGCUCGACGAAUUGAAACGCCUGGCCCUUCGCAAGCAAGGCUUGAGACAAGGCAUGCAAAUCUCCGUCAUUCUUGCCUCUGCACGCUUUGCUUACAACAACACUCCCGACUCCGACUCGAAGCUUCGAGCUCAAUAUCUCACGCUCAUCAUCCGCAGCCGUAACAAUUUCAAGAAGAGUGGCACCAUGAAGUAUGAGAUGGAGCAAGGCGGCGCCUUGUUCUUUGACCUCUUCGUCGCCAUGUGUAAUCAUAUGGUCAGUAACUCAACUCCUUAUCCCCUGACAAGCUUGAUACUUAAUGACUUUUAUCAGGAUGAUCUCAAAACUAUUCGGUCUCCAUUUUCAUCACCAUUCACUCGCUAG
Messenger RNA from Rhinocladiella mackenziei CBS 650.93, 888 nucleotides. RefSeq lists its product as uncharacterized. The record is from RefSeq and is a predicted model, not a curated record. Bases 1 to 888 code for a protein of 295 amino acids. The transcript is spliced from 3 exons. NCBI's taxonomy places the organism in Eukaryota, Fungi, Ascomycota, Eurotiomycetes, Chaetothyriales, Herpotrichiellaceae. Gene Ontology annotation, molecular function: protein binding.